Molecule: messenger RNA, 4799 nt
Organism: Cheilinus undulatus (humphead wrasse)
Lineage: Eukaryota; Metazoa; Chordata; Actinopteri; Labriformes; Labridae
Product: zinc finger protein 2-like
Exons: 2
Coding region: 309-2333 (674 amino acids)
Biological process (GO): regulation of transcription by RNA polymerase II
Molecular function (GO): RNA polymerase II cis-regulatory region sequence-specific DNA binding; DNA-binding transcription factor activity
Source: RefSeq, a predicted model, not a curated record
AUGGCAGCGGGAUGGCAUAACCUGCUUUCUAAAUCCCGCUAUUUUUGUUUAUACUGUGUGACAGCUGUCGUAGUUGUCUUUUGUAGCCUCUUUAUGUCUGAAAAACACCUGAAAGGACCAAAUGGUCACAUUCCCCCCACUUUUUCGCUUUUUUAAUAAUGUCUCGGAAGAUAAACCUCCUCGGACUAGCUUAGCAUGCUAGCCGUUAGACAGCACAGCGUUAGCCUCAGUGACAGUUUGAUGAGAGCUGUUUGACGUGUUUGUCGGAGUUUGUGUGAAAAAAAAAAAGUCUUUGUAAUUGUGUGAAAAUGUCUCAGGUCCAAAUAUUGAGAGUUUUUGUGAACCAGAGACUGACUGCGGCUGCUGAAGAGAUUUUUGAGCUGUUUGAAAGAUCGAUAGCAGAGUACGAGGAACAACUCAGUCGAUCUAAAGAGGAAAACGAGCGACAACAGAAACUACUGGAUUCUGUUUUGAGCCCUCAGCUCCGCAUACAAAAAUCAGCAUGCACUGCAGAUAUCCAGCAGCUGUUGGUGAGCAGAAAGCAAGCCCCAGUGCAACAGGCGUGGAGCCUCUGUCUGGACCAGGAGGACACCGAGCCCCCACUCAUUAAAGAGGAAGAUGGGCAAGGGGAGGUUUACACCCCCAAGUUCACUUUCAGUCCUGUCUCUCUCAAGAGUGAAGAUGAUGAGGAGAAUCAUCAGUCCUCCCAGUUUCAUCAAUUUCCAACCAGACAGAUGGAAACAGGAGCUGAUUGGGAAGUUUUUGGACCAGAACAAACCAGGAACUUAAAUCAAGGGGGACAUUUACAACCAGUGAUUGCAGUCAAGACUGAAGAUUCCUCUGAACUUGUUGCUGAGGUUAGUGACAAUAACGCGAAGGAGAUCAGUAAACAUCAGUCAGGCUUAAACUCGAAUGAUAUUAAUAAAAUACCAGUAAAACCAAAGUCCCUUGGCACUGGUAGUCUUGAAAAACCAUUUGUUUGUGGUGUGUGCGGUAAAAGAAUGGGUUACAGUGGUCAUCUAACCACUCAUAUGAGGACUCACACAGGGGAGAAACCAUUCAGUUGUUCCAUUUGUGCUAAACGGUUUACACAGAAGUGUAGUCUGACACAACACAUGGUCCUGCACACAGGGGAGAAACCCUUCAGCUGCACUGUCUGUAACCAAAGAUUCUCUUGGCGCUCACAAAUAAGAAGGCAUGAGUGUAUUGCAGAUCGUGCUUCAGAGCUGCUUCAAAGCCAAACAGAGGAGCAAAGAGAGGCAGAAACAGAAGCUGGUGAAGAGGAGAGCAAAGGAACGGGCCAAGCUUGGAACUCAGAUCCAAACAGCCAUUUACAACCAGAGAUUGAGGUCAAGAUUGAAGACUCCUCUGAAUCUGAGAGUGAUGACAGAGAUGAAGACUGGAAGGAGACUAAAGAAGAUCAGUCAAAUGUGUACUCUCCGGAUAAUAAAGUGUCAGUAAGUUAUAGGUCACAUAAAACUGUCAAAAAACCAUUCAGCUGCCCAGAGUGUGAUAAAAGAUUUACAUGCCAGAAGAAUUUGAAGAAACACAUGAGGUCCCACACAGGAGAGAAACGUUAUCACUGUUCAGUGUGCAAUAAAAGAUUUUCUCACAAGGAAACCUUGGUUCGCCACAGUAAGUUUCAUUCAGGAGAAAAACCAUACAGCUGCUCCGUUUGUAGCAAAGACUUCUCUCGCAAGGAAAACUUUGCCCGGCACAUGAGAUUCCAUUCAGGAGAAAAACCUUUCAGCUGCUCCUUUUGUAAUAAACAUUUCACUCGACAAGACCACGCUGUGACACACAUGAGAACUCACACAGGAGAGAAACCUUACAGCUGCUCUGAGUGUGGUAAAAAAAUGAGCUGCAGAACAAGUCUGAGAGUGCAUAUGAGGAUUCACACAGGAGAGAGACCUUUCAGCUGCUCAUUCUGCUGUAAAAGAUUUACACAGAGGGGAAGUCUGACAGAACACAUGGCCCUGCAUACAGGAGACAAGUCCUUCGACUGCUCCGAGUGUGGUAAGAGGAUCAGCAGUAAGUCGAGUCUGAAGGUGCACAUGAGGCUUCACACAGGAGAGAGACCUUUCAGCUGCUCGGUGUGUGGGAAAGAUUUCACACAGAAGGGCAACUUGGCAGAGCACAUGGCUGUGCACAAUGGAGAGAAACUAUUUAGCUGCAACGUCUGUGACAAACAGUUUUCCAAGAAGUCACAACUUAAAGGUCACAAGUGUGUUUCAGACAGCAGUGAGUCUGAUUCAGCUGAAACUAUCAGCAACGAUAAAAAUCAGGCGCAAUCAAGUGUUGAGCAACCCUGUUUGAAACAGAAACAUCAAUGAAAGAUGCUUCUACAACCACCAUUUAAAAGAUUUAACGUCUGCUCAUGAUGCAAUCUUUUAAACGGUGGUUGUAGACUUCUGAAUUUUUAGGUUUUUAGGUUUAGUUAGUUCCUUGAAAGUUGUGAAAUUUUUAUUUCAUGAACUAUUAAUUUAUGUCAUUAAGCAUGAGCUAUAUAAUUUAACAAUUUCAAUACAAAACAUGAAAGUGAUUAGCUGCACAUAGUGUUAUUAGCUGUUACUAAUUUCCAGCUUUUUCCCUAGCUGGGCCGUGUACUUACAGUUUGAAAACAUAAACAAUAUUUAAUACAAAAAAUCCACUAAACACCACAUAUUAAGAGUAUAAUGGUUUGCAGAGGUCAAGCUUUUGUUUGCUCCUCGUUUUGAUAUUCAGUACAAGUUUGGAUCAACAGAAGAAACAUAAAGUCUAAGGUGCAAGUCUUCAGUCUUGUGUUGUUAAGAUGUUGCUGUGAUAGUUAGUAUAGCCUGUAUUUUACUAAACAUUAAAAUAAAACCAGAAGAAAACAAAAUGAUGCACAAAAAAAGGGAGCAAUGCAGUAUGUUAAUGAUAAAUGUGGUGUGCAGUCACAUAGAUUUAAGUUCUAUGCAUCUGUUGUUAGUGAACAGUGGGUGCAGCAGUUAUUGAUGCUCAGUCACAGCUUAUGCACGCCUAGAUGGGUUUAUCUGCUCACACGAUGAGAUUGAAUCGGGCUGGAGCACUUUCUCAACACCUGAAGUAAAGUUCCUCUUCUCUUUCAUAUGCACUGCCUUUACAGUCUGAUAGCUUCAGUGAAACCCUCUCUGCUUUUUAAAAAUAGUGAGAAUAAGUGGACAUCUGCUUUGUUUUACCUAGCUCAGACAAUUGACUCCUUUAGAUGAUGCUAUCAGACAAUUAUUAGUAUAUUUGAUAUAUUUCCAGUAACAUACUAAACUGACAAGCAGAAGUUUCCCCACACAACUGAUUAAAAGACGGAGAUGAUUUCAUGUCAAAUCCUGACUAAAAUGAGAACCUUUUUUUAUGACAAUGAUGACAUCAAAACUAGAGAAAUAGAUCUUUGGUGAAAAAAAAAUGUAGUUUUCACCAGACAUUCAAAAUCCAUGAUGUUUCUCCAUAUUGGUUAAAUCCAUCACAACACAUCAUGGCUUUACUGUAGCUGUUCCACCUCUCAGUCUAAAAAAGCAGAGAUCCCAGGUUUGGCUGGGUAAAUAGAACACAGAGGUAUGAUUUACUUACAGUUCUGACUGUAAGCGAAUCAUUUUUUAUUGUUUGUUUUCUUCCACUAAUACCAUUAAGAGUUGAAAUAACUAAAUUGUGAUAAAACUAAUGAACAUUUUAUCCUGAAGGCCAAGAGUAAAUUUUUAAAAAGCUGAUCAGUGUUUUAAGAAUCUGGUGUGUCCUCUAUAACUCCACUGUGUCACCUUACUACGGUAUAGCACUCUUCUGCGGUUUCUUUUCUCUACUUGUACUUUGUUUGUUGUUCAGUAGUGGUUAGCAAACUGCUAAAGCAUUUCUGCCCACUAGGUUAGGGUGUGAAUUCUGCUGAGUGUGAUUGCCUUUUAUCAUACAGUUAGAGACAUUUAUCUUAUCAGUGCAUGCACCUCACCUACAUGUCUAAACCAAGACUUAACAGUAUGACUAUAUAUAACAUUACACCUAGUUUUAUAUGUGUUAAGAUACUGCAAAAUAAAUACAUCUGUUGUGUACACCAGUAUGAAUUAAACAUUUAAAAUGCAAUAAUGUAGAAAUGAGUUUAGAUCUGGUUCACUUUCAGCAGUAAUGAACUUUUGUUUUGGGAGAUUUUAAGCCAGGAUUUAUUUUAUUUAUGUGCUCCAGAAAUGCAGACUUUAAUGCAUAAAGUUGACUGUCCACAUGUGGAUCUAUGAUGUGUCUUUUGUUACUCUGUUACUGUCCUGUUUUGGAACAUAUCUGUGAUAAGGUAAAAGAAUGAGGUUGCAGAUAAAUUUGAACUGAACUAAAUUAUAAAAACACAGAUGCAUAAGUCCCUCUAAACUUUUUAGGUUUUAUCCUUCAAGCAUGCAGCAGUGAUGCCCCAGCUACGUUUUUUUGUCCAUAAUUUUCAAGCCUGUUUUUAUAAUGAUGAAAUGUUUGAAUAUAAAGCGUGAGCUCAGACUGCCAUAGUUUGUGAGAUAUGAGUGACAGCCGUGGAGCACAUGAACUUGUGGGCUGCCUGAGAUUGUGUGUAGUGCCUGAUGAAUUUAAAACGAUUAAAGUUGGUCCUUUCUGUGCUUGACAUUUUCUUUACAUUUUUAUUAAAUGUGGAAAUUAUUCUCACAAGCUUGACUUGAGGAAAAAAAACUUUCAAGGGAGCACUAUUAUCUAAUACAGAAACACACUGAAAACAUUUUAUACACACUCCCCUCCAACAGGAUUUGGACAGUGGGGCCAAUUCGUUUAUUUUUAGUGUAGACUGAAAACAUUUGAGUUUGACAUGAAAAAUAAAUACGGGA